GUUGUCUUCUGUUUUUUGCCGGACGCCUAGGUUUUUCCGGUUUCACCUACCGCGGCAUGUGCCAUGGGCGCGCCGUUUGCCGUGCGCCUGGCGCUGGUGCUUUCGCUGGCGUCGGCGCAGUGUCCGCCGCAGCCGCCGCCCUGCGUGGCGACGGUGGGGACUUGCGGCGAGCGAGCGCGACCAUACAGUGACUGGUCCAGCAUCCUGAGAUUAACCGCCUGCGGCCUGCCGCUGCAGCUCCGUGCCGGAAUCGCGGUGUCGCUGUCGGGCAGCCGCGCCUCGGAGAGCGCCUCCCAGGAGAUCGUGCAGACCCUCAGCGAGCUGGCCGCCGUGCAAGGCAGAGGCAGCAUUCAGAUCAGCGAAAGGGACGCGCUUUCUUACUGCAUAUCCUUCUGCAUCCUGGACGAUGAGAGCUCCCCGCGGAAAGCUGUGGAGAUCUAUCGGAGCUUUGUGGGGGACUACAACAGCUCCAUGGAUCUGCUGCUUGGGCCCAGCACCUUCGAGUUCCGCGGAGCCGCGGCGCAGGUGGCAGAGGAGGCCAUUUGGCCGAUGAUCCUUUGGUCUUAUCCGUCGGACAUUGGCAAAAGCGCAAUCUACAAUCAGCAGCCGCCGGUGGCGGAGCUCUUGCAGACCUUAGCUUCACUCCGCACCGAGCCCCGCGCCAGCGUCGUGCCCGCGCCCUGCAGCGGCCUUUGCGAGGUGAGACAGGGCCCGCAGCCGGCAGAGAACUGCGCUCAGCUGCAGCUCCCGGACACCCACAGGCCGCGGCACCUGGCCCAGUUUCUGUCCUGUGACGGGCCUUGUACCGAUCAAGACUUGGAUUACUGCGCCGUGAGGAAGCAGGUGCCGAAGUUGGCGAGCGGGUGUCUCGAGGGCGGCUCCGGAGUUGAGGAGACUACCACCCAGGAGCUCAAUUUCACAGAGGACAGCGCUCUCCAUGUGAUCGUCUACUUUGUGGUCCGUACAUCACGGCGGAUCGAGAGCAGCCUCGAGCUGGCAGGCCAAGCGAUGUCUCCGUCUCUUCAAGAAACUGACAGCCGGAUGGUUCCCAGCGAUGCCACGCUGCGAUUUGUCUCCGCUGCCGGGCAGGCGGCGAAUUGGAGCGUCUGCUGGCGCGCGCCUUGCUCGAGCUGGUCCACCUGCCCAGCGUGGCUACCGCUGCGCCCCGAUGGAGAAUUCUGCGCGGAAAGCGCAUGCUCCACGAGUGACGUGGAGGCUUGCUGCUGGCCUAGGACUGCGCAGUUUUACUCAGGGGCGGUCUUUUCGACACCUCUUCGGUCUGCUGUGGACAUGGUGAUAGCACCAGAGGAGUGGCUUACCGACACCUUGUCCCAGAUCCGCACUCAGACUCCUCAGCUCUUGGCCUGCAUCGCUCAGACCUCCCUUGAUGUGGAAGGCCUUUGCAGGGCCUACUUGGCGCGGGCGCAGGAGAAGGGCUUCCAGAUCAUUCCAGGACCAUUUUCAGUUGCCGAUAACGACGACAUUGUGGCGGCGCUCGCCUACCUGGCACGGCUCAAGCGAAAACCGGAGGUUGUGAUUUUGUGCCUGGACCUGGUCGAGCUGGCCCGGUUUGUCUAUGGGAUGCCUGCGGUCGAGAUGACCUUCAGCUGGGUGGUGAGCGCCUUUCCCCACGGCGACAAGUUGCAAGAGAUUACGCAGGAUGCCUUGAUCCUCGACAACCUUUUGGAACCAACUCCAUUUCCUGCUCCGAACUUCAUGGAAGCCCGUGGUUUGUCGCAGACGAAGAUGGCCAACAUGUCCGUGCAGAAUUUGUAUCUGCACUCGGCUGUGCAAGUUGGCUGGGAAGCGAUUGAAUCAGCCGUCCUCUUCAACAUUGCGCGGUUUGCUGGAGACCAUCCUUUGGAGCCAUUCAGGAACGGAGUCGUCGGCGUGGAGGGGCUGGAGCUCAUACAGUUUAGUUCGACCUGGCCGAUGGUCGAUGCUUUGCAUCAGAACGGCUUCUCCAGCUACCUGGGCUCUCUCAAUUUCAAAUUCACCGGGCACCGCCAUGCAAUAGCGCAACAGGAGGUGAGCACGAGGAACUUUAAGGCCCUUGUGCCGGUCUCCAGCAUCACGGAACCGCUGCUGACUCGAGAAUCAUGGCAGUACCAGCAGGCGCGUUUCCAGCUCAGCAACCUGCUGCACUUCACCUCCAUGACGCCAGAGGUUUUGAACUGGGAGCAGAAGCUGCUCAAGCUAUAUCCAUGCCCCACGGGCUGCGUGGAGCGCAGCUUCCAGUGCUUUCCGUGCCCCCCAGGGAUGAUGCGGCCAUCCUUCACUUCCCAGUGCGUGCCUUGCGACGCGUAUGGCAAGGAUCGCUAUCAGGAUGCCUACGCCGGGGCAGUCUGCUUUUCCUGCCCCUCGAACGCCUUGUGCCCGUCUCAAGCCCUGCCGCCGGUCCCAAAGCCGGGCUUCGCGCGGGUCCCGCCGAACCAAGAUGCGUUGGCCGUCUCAACGCCUGAGGCCUGCAGCCUCGAGGGCGGCCUCUCCAUCGUUUCAGCCGCGCAGGAGCAAGAAUGGGCACGCCGGAAAGCGCUCUCAGCUUGGCGGAUGCACCGCUGCUAUGCGGACGGGGUGUGCCUCGGUGCUGAUGCCUGCGCUCCCUUGCACACCGGGGCCACCUGUUCCACAUGCCUGCCAGGCAGCAGCAAGAUCCACAUGUUCAUGGCCUUCCCGCGUUGUUUCGAAGUUUCGUUGGGCAGCGCCUUGGGCCAGACCUGCUUUGUGGCCCUGGUCCAGGUCUUGAUGAUCAUUUUGCUCACCUGGGCCAACGAUCGCAGCACACAGGAUCAGCUGUGCAUGGCGGGCCCCGCAGUGCUGGUUUUGCUGCAAACGCUGCAGAUCCAUUCCGUCCUUGCCUAUCGGACAGUUUGGAUCCGCGGACCAGCGGACAUUCUACCCAUGGACUUGUACAAUGUUGCAUUCUGGUCGGUCUGCAGCGGAUUCAUCACGGGUCCCUGCCUGCUCCCGUUGUCUGCGUACAACAACCCCCUCGCCACGGAAGCGGACCUUGGGGCCCACGAGGUGGCGAUCAUCUUCUCAGGGCUGGUGCCCUGUGUGCUAGCGGUGCUGGCGGGCUUUGGUUGGCGACUGAAUUUCCAUCAACUCGCCGGCCUGGCUUUCGCCAGUCUGCAGCUAGCCUGGCCCAUGGCGCUCUUCCACCUGUUGGAACUGAACCGGUGCAGGAACUUUAUGCUAGACACCGGGCCGUCCGGAAAGCGUGUCUUGGCUGUCAACACAGACAUCGAGUGCCCAGCGGAACUCCAGAAGGCAGUGGUCAUUAUGGCUUUCUUCCUGCUGCUCAUCCUUGGCGAGUGCAUCCUUCUUCGAAAGUAUGUGUAUCCUUUCGUGCAUUACGUCCACGUGUCCCAGAAGUUCGGGCUGACGUACCAGAGGCUUCUCAGAGGGAGGUCGCUCUGGAAGUUCGUCGAUGACCUGCGGAUUUUCUUAAUCACGGCAUUCGUUAUUCUAGAACCAUUUGUCAUCGCAUACUUCAUUCUCGCCGAAGAACUGAUUUACAUCGCCUUGCUGUACACCUUCUCGCCUUACACGCCUCAAAGACACAAUUGUGUGAACAUCGUGAAGAAGAACAUGUCCCGGACCGUCGCUGGACUUUGCAUCUACCUUGGGUCAAAGGCCAUGUUCGGAAGUUUGAUAAGCGACGAAGUUCUCGACUAUGUGGACAUGGGCGUCUGUUUUAUCACUUUUUUGGACGUCAUGGCGGAGACACUGUCCAUUGUAGUGCAUGAUGAAAUCAACGAUCCAGAUGUCCGACCCCAUCGAGAAGAGGCCUCGGUCAGGGUGAUGUACCGCCUCACGCGGUGCCUGCGGAAGAAGGACUACAUGCUGAACGUCAAGGACCCCGGCAUGGAGGUGGAAGCGAAGCACAUGCCGAAAAAGGCCCGGCUGCAGCAGCUGGACGCCGUGCGACUGGCCUUCAGAUUCAUCAUGAGGGAGGAGAAAGACGACAAGUUUCGCAUUGAGGAGUGCUUGUGGCUGUUGCAAGAUGCCCUUACUCACGCCAACACGUCCCGCCGACUGCAACACUUCGAGAUUUUCAAAGAUGUGCUGCCAGAGGGCCUAAAGUAUAGCAUCAGCAUCCACGACUGGUUGUCGGCUAUGGAGGACUUAACCACCAGAUCUGUCCAGCAGCUUCCGGGCCGGAAGUGGUUAGCAACUACACAGUUCGAUGACGACUUCGACUUCGACCUGGGCUCGAUCCUAGGCUUCGAUUCCUCAUCAGAGCAAGGCGAGGACUCCGAUGACAGCGACGGCAAGCCAGCGGAAGAAGCAGAACAUGUGAAGAAAGGCAAAAAGCACGCGCCCAAGUUUGUGUACCAGCCGAAUAAGGGGGGCGAUCACUGGGACUUAGAGGAUGAGCAGGAUUUGCAAGAGAUCCUUGCAAAGGUGCAGAAGUUGCAAGAAGCUGUGAGCGACCUGGAGUCUCAGGCGAACAAGAUGGGGGAUGGCCUCUGGCUGAGGAGAGGAAACAAUGCAUACACAAUGCAGAAGAUCCUCCUGAUGCAGGAUGGAGCGAUGAGUCUUCAGCAAGCCUUGUCGGGCAGCAUGGCAGUGAAGAACCUCCCGGACCGCGACAAGGAGCAGCGUCUGACCACGUUGGCCAUUGCCCUGCAGAAGAAGAUCUCAUCUUGGACAUUCCGCCCACGCAGGAAGGCCGGAAUGAUCACAGACACGCAGAUCAAGUUGGCCGACAAGGUAGAAGUCGCAGAGGUGGACCAGGACUGGGACAUCUUCGAGAACUAUGAGCUUUCGCAGCAGCGAAGUGCGAGGGCGAGUUCGAAACUUGCAGGAAAGACCAAGAAGAAGGCGAAGCUGAUCCCCUUCAGCUUCCACAAGGACUUCACGGGCGAGGAUCCCGUCCGGGAUAUCCUGCCUCAUCUGGACCGCCUCUCCGACCCGGAGCCAAAAACUUCAAAGACGCCCCCCACUUCGCCUGGCCAAGCCGCCCAGGGCGACACGGACACGGACGAGGAGGAUGAUGCAAAGUAAUUAGUGCAACCGCGCUGAAAGUUGUUGC
Messenger RNA from Effrenium voratum, 5038 nucleotides. The record is from the annotation of a GenBank genome assembly. Lineage: Eukaryota; Dinophyceae; Suessiales; Symbiodiniaceae.